UCAGACGAGAUUAUUUUUUAAUAAUUUUGCAAAACUUAAAAAUUACGCAUAAAUAAUAAUAAUAAUUUAAAUUAUGAUUAAUGUAAAUAAGUAAUAUUUAUUUCAACAAUAGUAUUUAAAUAUAACAGUUGAAUAUUAAAUAAUGAGUUAAGUUCUAAAUGUCAAAUUUAUUUAUUUACUACAAAUGUGACAGCCUUCAAUACUCGGACUAGGUUUGCUUGAUUUAGCUGCUGUCAAUUGGCCAAAUUGUGUCUAUUGUCAAAAUAAUAAAUAAAUUAUUUAUCAUUAAUUGACUGUUGAUUAAUAUUUAAAAUUAAUAAAAAUGCAUGACGCGUAUGAAUCAAGUCCUAUUUUAAAACUCACUGUCCAAAUUGAAUCUAUGGCAGCUUAUGAUGAUAAUUUAUUAAUUGGAACACGCGAAGGUCAUUUAUUAAUAUAUAAUGUACCUUUAAAAUCAAACGAAUAUGGAAAAUUGGAGUUACUGAGAUACAGUAAAAAUUUCAGUAAAAAAAGAAUUGUUCAAGUUGACGUGGUACCAGAAUAUAAUUUAUUAAUUCUUUUAACAGAUGAUAUUAUUUGCGUACACGAUUUAAAUUCCGUUAAUAUUCAACAAAUAAAUCAAUUACCCAAAACUAAAGGAGCAACACUAUUUGCUUUGGAUGUUAUACGUGCUGGUAGUCUAACUGGAGUACGAUUAUGUGUAGCUGUUAAGAGAAAACUUCAAUUAUACUAUUGGAAAGCAAAUAAUAAUAAAUUCCAAGAUUUAGGUGAUGAAUCACGUAAUGAAAUAUCAUUGUCAGAUGUACCACGUGAAUUAGCGUGGUGUGGAGAGACACUGAUAGUAGGUUUUCAUGGUUUGUCAUACACAUUGAUAAAUCUUGAUGGUAAAACCAAAGAAUUAUUUCCAACUGGUAAACCACCAAAGCCAAGUAUUACUAAAUUAUCCGAUAACUCAUUUGCUUUGGGAAAAGAUUCACAAUCUAUAAUAAUGAAUACUUCUGGAGACUUGAUACAACAUAAUCCUGUAAAAUGGACUGAUUCACCAGCAGCUACAGCAUGGGAUGAUCCUUAUUUACUGGGAAUAGUACAUGAUACUCUUGAAGUCUAUACAUUAGAAGGUUCGUUGCAUAUUCAGACCUUGAUGGAUUUUAAUAAAGCCCGACUUUUAUGUAGAUGUAAACAGGGGAGAGUUUACGUGGCUUCGAUUAGUCAAGUUUGGUGUGUUAGCUCAGUUGAUGUUGAACAACAAAUACGUAAAUUACUUGAACAAAAUCAAUUUCAAUUGGCUUUAAAACUUACUAGUUUAUCAGACACUACAGAAGAAGAAAAGGCAAAACGAACGUAUAAAAUUCAAACUCUUUAUGCUCAUCAUUUAUUUUGUAAUAAAAAGUUUCAAGAAGCGAUGAAACAAUUCCAAGAACUAGGAACAGAUCCUUAUGAAGUUAUAAGAUUAUUUCCUCAUUUAGUAUCGCAAUCGGGUAACGCUAAUGAUGUUAAUGAACCAGUUGCUGGAUUACCAAAGCUACAAGAUCGUGAUUUAGAAAAUGGACUAUUGGCAUUAAUUGGUUUCUUAACUGAAGUGCGGCAUAAUUUGAUGGGUGGUACCGAUUCAAAGGAUAAAGACAGUAAAACUGAAAAAAAUAAAGACAAAGAUAAAAAAGCUAUGACUGCUGUUGCAACCGAGCAGUUACUAAAAAUAAUUGAUACGACAUUAUUAAAAUGUUACUUACAAACAAAUGAUGCAUUAGUUGCUCCAUUACUGCGGCUCAAUCAUUGUCAUCUUGCUGAAGCUGAAAAGACUCUUUUGAUGCAUCAAAAGUAUCCAGAGUUGAUUAUUUUAUAUCAAACAAAAGGGCAGCACAAGAAAGCUCUUGAGUUGCUGGAGAAACAAUCCAAGCAGAGUGAUUCAAGUUUACGUGGAACUGAAAGAACAAUUCAGUAUCUCCAGCAUUUAGGAAAAGAUCAUAUGGAUUUAAUUUUAAAAUUUUCUGGCUGGGUAUUGGAACAAGAUCCAGAACAGGGCUUGCGUAUAUUUAUGGAAGAUAUUCAGGAAGUGGAGCAGCUUCCAAGACCAAAAGUUUUAGAUUAUUUACUCCGUUGUCACAAAGAUUUAGUGAUAACUUAUUUAGAGUACGUGGUACGAGUGUGGGAGGAUGAGAAUCCACUCUUUCACAAUGUCCUCGUUCAUCAAUAUAAAGAAAAAUGUUUGUCAUCAAUGAGUCUUGCUGCCACACCAGCAGAAAAACAAAAUGGCGAGCAUGUGCGACAAAAAUUACAACAAUUUUUAGAAAAAUCAACUCAAUAUACUGCCGAAACGGUACUAAUUCAAUUUCCAUCGGACUGUUUGUAUGAAGAACGGGCUAUUAUUCUCGGUAGAUUAGGUCGUCAUCAUCAGGCGAUAUCUAUCUACGUAAAUUUACUCAACGAUGUACCAAGGGCAAUUCAAUAUUGUAAUAGUGUUUAUGCUAGAUACGAAAGUCAAAAAAAUACUGAAGGUGGUAAGUGUCAAGAUGGGGCUGACGAAGUUUACGUGACACUUAUUCAACAGCUUCUUAAACCUGAGCCAUUUUUUGUAACUGGUUCAUCAGAAAUACAAAAAACAGCUCAACCAGAUUUAGAAACAGCGUUAGAAUUAUUAGAACAGUAUGCAUCUAAAAUAACUCCAAUUAAUGCUCUUGAAGUAUUACCAGAUAAUGUUCCAAUAGGAAGGAUAAGACAUUUUUUGGAAGCUAGUUUACACAAUCAGUUGAGUGAAAGACGGAAAACUCAAGUAUUAAAAGGAUUAUUACAAGCUGAACAUCUUCAAGUACAAGAACAGAGGAUGCAUUACGAGUCUAAAAGUGUACUCAUGACUGAAUUUAAUAUAUGUCCUGUGUGUAAAAAAAGAUUUGGCAAUCAAAGUGCAUUUGCAAGGUACCCUAAUGGAGAAAUCGUUCAUUACUCAUGUCAAGAACGUAAAACGUAAAAAAUUAAGUAAAUUUAAUCGUGAUAAUAAUUUUUAUUAUGUAAAAUAUAUUAUUAAUUAUUAAAUAAUUGUAUAUUACUCAAUUUUAUUAACUGAGAUAAUUUUUAUGCAGCCUGAAAAAUAAAAACAAUUUAAAAAUA
Messenger RNA from Microplitis demolitor, 3105 nucleotides. RefSeq names its product vam6/Vps39-like protein (gene Vps39). The record is from RefSeq and is a predicted model, not a curated record. Gene Ontology annotation, molecular function: protein binding. The coding region runs from base 323 to 2965 and encodes 880 amino acids. NCBI's taxonomy places the organism in Eukaryota, Metazoa, Arthropoda, Insecta, Hymenoptera, Braconidae. Gene Ontology annotation, cellular component: membrane; cytoplasm. The transcript has 9 exons. Gene Ontology annotation, biological process: intracellular protein transport; endosomal vesicle fusion; autophagy.